Molecule: messenger RNA, 1696 nt
Organism: Osmerus eperlanus (European smelt)
Lineage: Eukaryota; Metazoa; Chordata; Actinopteri; Osmeriformes; Osmeridae
Gene: tmem9
Product: transmembrane protein 9
Exons: 6
Coding region: 128-700 (190 amino acids)
Cellular component (GO): lysosomal membrane
Source: RefSeq, a predicted model, not a curated record
CAUAACAGACAAGAAGAAGAUAAGGUACUGUACUGCCUGCAGUGAAACAGAAGAAGCUAAGGCAGCCUUCCAAGAAGCAAAACCGACAGGCUCCUGUGCUUCAAGACAGAAGGUGCUGCGUAGGAAAAUGUCUUCUAGUAGGCAGCAAGGGUCGCGUUUUCAUUGGUUAACAGUUGCGCUGGCUGUACUUCUCCUUGAGGUUGCCACCUAUGCACACGCUAGUAAGAGUUUUGAAGAUAUCCGCUGCAAGUGCAUCUGCCCACCGUACAGAAAUAUCACGGGACACAUCUACAAUAGGAAUGUCUCCCAGAAAGACUGCAACUGCCUUCACGUAGUGGAGCCCAUGCCAGUGCCUGGCCAUGAUGUGGAGGCCUACUGCUUGCUGUGUGAGUGCAAGUAUGAGGAGCGUAGCAGCAACACCAUUAAGGUGACCAUCAUCAUCUACCUGUCAGUGGUGGGCUCCCUUCUGCUCUACAUGCUCUUCCUGCUGCUGGUGGAGCCGCUGAUCCGCAAACACGACUCCUACACCCAGCCCCUGCACAAUGAGGAGGACUCAGAGGACAUCCGCCCCCAGGUAGAUGGUGCCCAGGGCAGGGCCAACACUGUCCUGGAGAGGGUGGAGGGGGCCCAGCAGCGCUGGAAAAAGCAGGUUCAGGAGCAACGCAAGACUGUUUUCGACCGUCACAAGAUGCUCAGUUAGAAGGCUUCCUCGGACAGAUGGUGGGCCUGACCUGCAGGUCAUCACCUCCGGACUCGGCCGGGUUUAGCAUUGGCAUUAAUGUCGCUGUUUAUUCAGUACUCCACAACCAUUUCAAAGCCCUACCUGGUCACGUAUAGUAAUUGUAUUUGCUGUUGUACUUAGCGGUUUGCAUACGGAAUGCAGAAAUACAGGAUACAACAACAAUGAAAUGAUGGGGUAUGUUUCAAACAUUUUAAGGAGCCAUUUACGGCAUUAGGAGAUGUGGCCUAAAAAGCUUGUUUUGAAGAUCUCUGGAUAAAUAUGAAGCUAGCUGAGUCAUGUGAGUUGUUUUGAGCUUUUACAUUUACAAACUCUUACUGUGAGAAGCACCACAGAAGAUGCAUGUGGUACACGCUGGCCCAGUCCUCCUCAAAUCACUUGACAAUCCACACCCCUAUCCUAGCAUUAUUGUAUUUUUGAGCUAUGUCAGUUUAUGGAUAGGCUUUAUGCUUGUAAAUCCUAAAAGCGGAUUUCACGGGAUGUCCAAACGCUAAUUUGUUACCCAUGUUAUAAGCUAUGGCCUAGCCUCUCUCUCCCUAUUCCCUAGAGAGAUAAAGUACCCUACCCCUUGUAUAUCUUUUUUGUCCUCGCUGGGAGUUACAUCAGUCUUUAACUGGAACUGUGGUCUUGCUACAUCUCCCCUCACAUUCAUUUACUACUGAUGCACUCUCAUGUGGGGGUCCUCAUAACUACACUGGAUCACAAGUCACAUACUGCUUACAAACACCGGCUGUUGUGUUGUUACUCCUUGAUAUUGUGUUUUGCUGCAUUUAUGGUUCUUUUGAAUGAUUGUUGAAAUUGCUGUGAGUGUGCCUAUAUUUGAGGUUUUUAAAAUGCAUUUCAUCUGAUAUAUUUUACGUGUUUUGUUUUUUAUGUUGUGAAUUAUUUAUUACCUUGCUGCUAAAAUAUCUGUGGUUCAUGCUGAAUAUUGAAAAUAUCCAAUAAAAUCACCUUUGA